GCUCCAAACAUUCCAACACAUACAUCAUCUGACUAUAAACUACCAUCAUUAAAUAGUUUAAACAAUAACCCUGAUGAACAUUCCAAUUGGUCAUCAAACUUUAAUAAUAACGUCAGUAACCACAACAACAAUAAUAAUGGUAAUAACAGUAAUAAUAGUACAUCCACAAACAAUAACAACGAUAACAACAAUGGUAAUAAUAGUCUCAAAAAAAAUAGUAACAAAAAGAAGAAUGUCCCAAUUUUUGGUGACAAUAUAAAUAAUAGUAAUACAAAUAAUAGUAAUAAUAGUAAUAAUAGAAAUAUAAAUAAUAUAAAUAAUAUAAAUAAUAGUUCAAAUACUAAUAAUAUAAAUAAUAGUUCAAAUAAUAAUAUAAAUAAUAAUAAAAAUAUCAAAAACAACAAUAAUAAUAAUAAUAAUAAUAAUAACAAUAAUAAUGACGAUUCAUCUUCAUCGGAUGACAGUAGUGAGGGAGGUGGUAUAAUUAAAAGUCCUAGAAUAAGGAUAAAUGAUACAGUAACAGUAAUAUCACCAAGAGAAGAAAAGGAAUCAAUGUCAAAAGUUAUAAAUAGAGACAAUAAUUUAACAAGUUCAGCGCCCUCAAUUGUAAAAUCACCACCACCAAAAGAUUCAAUAGAAUUACAAACAAUCACAUCCCCAAACAAUAAUAAUAAUGCUGUUAACCAAUCAACAAAUUUAAAAUCAACUUCACCAACAAUUAAUAAUAGUAGUCAAACACCAAAAUCGCCUAAAGAAUCUGGAUUUAAUACAGUUAGUUCAUAUCCUACAGAGUUACAUAAAUUGGGUGGCAGUGGCGAAAACCUUAACCCAUUAUCGAAGGCACAAGAGUUACCAUAUCAAGUUAUUACUUUAAAUGAUAUUGACCAUUCAAAAGAUAUGGAUUAUGAUCCAGAUAAAUCAUCAGAAGAGGAAGAAGAAGAGGAAAAGAAAAAGAAAAAGAAAAAGAAAUCUUUUUUCAAACGUCUUUUUAGUGUAAAAAUUUUAAUUAUUUUAUUAUUGGUAUUAUUAUUACUAAUAUCAGCAGUUGGCGUAAUAUUCCGAAUAUUUUGGCCACAUAUCGAAAUUGUUCAGGUUCAAGUUUUAAGAUGGGCCCUCUAUAUAGAUAUUGCAGUUGUGGGUUAUUUAUUGGUUUAUUGGAUCGUCAGGGCGUUCUUUUCAAUAUUUUCAUCAACAAUGUAUCUUCAACAACAUGUAUUCUAUUAUGUUAAUGGAUUUGUUAGACCUCUUAGUUGCUUAUUAUGGGCAGUUAUUGUAUUUUUUGCUACCGAGCCCGUAUUGGAGUUACCAGCAUACACAAAGGACUCCAUGGAAAAGUAUUACACCGCUUUAAAGGCUGUAAUGUAUGUCAGUUUAUUUUACUGUGGUAGGGUCGUACUUGUAAAAAUUUUAGCAGCUAGAACCAACAGAAAGGCAUUCUAUACUUCACUAAAACAGUCGCUUUUAAACGAGGAGCUUUUAGAACAACUUUCUACCAGAAAACCUUCAGCUUUAUCUCAAUCAGUAUCUGCUUCUUUAAAAAAGAAAAAGAAAAUGGGCGUUAGUCAAUGGAUAGAGUCUUUGAAAACUCGUAAUCAACUUAGUGGCAAAUUAAACUCGCGUGCUGAACAAUUCACCCAAGUCGAAGCAAGAAAAAUUGCCAAGCAAAUUCUACGAAAUGCAGACAGAGAUAAGAAAGGUUAUUUAGUUAAAGAUGAUUUAAAUGGUUAUGUCAAGGAGAAACAUUUAGAAAAAGCAUUCAAUACAAUUGGAAGUAUUCAUGGCGAUAUGAUCAAAAAAGACGACUUAACAAAUUGGGUACUUAGAGUGGUUAGAUCCAGAAAAACUUUAGAAUAUCGUUUAAGGGAUCAUGAAGAUAUUGGUAGAGUUAUUAACGAAAUUGUAAAUUUUAUAUUUUGGGUUUUAAUGUUUUUAUUUGUUAUGACCUUGUAUGGCGUCGAGGUAAGUGUUUUCUUGGUACCACUUUCAACUACAAUUCUAGCUCUUUCCUUUGCAUUCGGUACAACUUUAAGAAAUGUUUUCGAAUCCUUAAUUUUAAUAUUUUUUGUAAGACCAUACGAGGUCGGAGAUAAAGUUGUAAUUAAUCAAUUGGAGGCAUUAUUUGUAGAUAGAAUUGGUAUUGUUUUUACAUCGUUUAAAACCAUGGAUGGUAAAGCAGUAUAUUUACCAAAUUCAGUAUUGGUUUUAGCAAGAAUCGAAAAUUUCCAAAGAUCAGAAGAUGUUGCUGUUGGUCUUGAUGUUACCGUAAACUUUAAUACACCAGUAGAGAAACUUUACAUGAUCGAGGCCAAAUUAGAUAAAUGGGUCAAGGCUCAACCAGAAAAAUGGAGACCAGAUAUAUAUAUGAGCUUCUCAAAUAUUAUUGGUACCAAUCAGAUUGUAGUUCGUUAUGGUGGUUCUUUAAUUGCCACUUGGCAAGAUGGUAGACGUAUUCGUAUUCUCAAAAACGAUUUCUUAUUCAAAAUGAAAGAGUGGCUUUCAGAUGCCAACUUUGAAACUUGUCCAGCUAAGCAACAAAUCGAGUUCUUAAACUCUCCUUCUGUUGUUGAGUCUCACUUUCAUCCACCAAACCCAAUUUUCAAUAAAUAAAUUAUAGUUUAUAUUAAACUGUUUUAUUUAAGAAAAUCCAAUAUUUGGUUUUUUUUUUAUAAUUUUAGAAUUAAUAAAUAAAAUAAGAAAGGUAUAUUUAGAAUAUAUUGUUAUAGUUCCAUAAAAACUAAACAAUACCAUAUUU
Molecule: messenger RNA, 2752 nt
Organism: Dictyostelium purpureum
Lineage: Eukaryota; Evosea; Eumycetozoa; Dictyosteliales; Dictyosteliaceae
Exons: 4
Coding region: 553-2607 (684 amino acids)
Biological process (GO): transmembrane transport; monoatomic anion transport
Cellular component (GO): plasma membrane
Molecular function (GO): calcium ion binding; mechanosensitive monoatomic ion channel activity
Source: RefSeq, a predicted model, not a curated record